Messenger RNA from Andrographis paniculata, 1563 nucleotides. RefSeq names its product leucine-rich repeat extensin-like protein 7. The transcript has a single exon. The record is from RefSeq and is a predicted model, not a curated record. Bases 1 to 1563 code for a protein of 520 amino acids. NCBI's taxonomy places the organism in Eukaryota, Viridiplantae, Streptophyta, Magnoliopsida, Lamiales, Acanthaceae. Gene Ontology annotation, molecular function: protein binding.
AUGGAUGUCCGAAAAGCACGGCCGUCCAUUUACCACCUCGUACUUAUAACACUUUCCCGCCAUCGCCAUCGCCACCGCCACCGCCGCCGCCACCGGAUUAUCGACACCGCUCCUCUCCGGGCUUGCUUGUCCGCCAUGGCAGGCCCCUUUUCAAUAAUCCCUUUAUUCCUCCUCUCUCUCUCCUCCAUCUCUCUCUCCUCCGCCCAUCUCCACCUCCACUACGCCGCCCACCACAACCCCGCGCCACCACCGCCGCCGCCGCCGCAAUUCCCCAAUUGCCGCCUCGAGAAAGCCUACCAUUUCUUCCAGGCCUGGAAAACCGCCAUUUAUUCCGAUCCCUACAACUUUACCGCCAAUUGGAUCGGUACGGACGUCUGCGCCUACAACGGCGUCGUUUGCGCGCCGGCGAUUGACGACCACGACCUCACCGUCGUCGCCGCCCUCGACCUCAACCACGCCGACAUCGCCGGACACCUGCCGGAAAAUAUUGCAGACCUCGCCGACCUCGCGAUCCUCCACAUCAACUCCAACAGAUUCUGCGGCGUCGUCCCCGCCGGAAUCUCGAAGCUCCGACGUCUGUACGAGCUCGAUUUGAGCAAUAACCGCCUCGUCGGAGCUUUUCCGAUGGCCGUGCUUGACCUGCCGGAAAUCAAGUAUUUGGAUCUCCGGUUCAACGAGUUCGAAGGCCCCCUGCCGGAAAAGCUCUUCGAGAAGGACCUCGACGCCAUUUUCGUGAACAAUAAUCGGUUCAAAUCGGCGAUCCCGGAGAACAUCGGAAACUCGCCGGCGUCGGUGAUCGUGAUGUCGGGGAACACGCUGACCGGGAAGUUUCCGAGAAGCCUCGCCGGAAUGGCGGGGAAGGUCGACGAGCUGAUUUUAUCGAACAGUAACCUGUCGGGAUGUCUGCCGGAGGAAUUUACCAUGUUUAACACGACGGCGGUUUUGGACCUGCAAGGGAACCAUUUCGCCGGCGAGCUGCCGGCGGGGAUGGAGAAAUUGCAGAGCCUGGAAGUGCUGGAUAUCUCCGGGAAUGAGUUUCGAGGGAAGGUGUCGGAAAUGGUGUGCGCCCUGCCGAAUCUGAAAACCCUCGCCGUCGCCGGAAAUUACUUCGAGGAGGUGGAUCCGGCGUGCGAGGCGCUGCCGGAGGUGGUGGUGGACGACAGGGAUAACUGUCUCGUGACCGGCCGGAAUCAGAAGCCGGAGGAGGAGUGCCGGGCGGAGUUGAGUAGGGAGGUUGUUUGUGACGCCGGUAAGUCCAGGUCGACGGCGGACGAGGAGGCGGCGCCGCUCGAGUUUGAGAAAGCAGUGCCGCCGCCGCCGCCGUCGCAGCCAAAAACGCCGUCCACGGCGAGGGUGGCGCCGAGGGCGUCUCCCAAACCGCCAAAAUCUUUCAUUCCACAAAUUGUUAAAUCUUCUCCGCCGCCGCCGCCGGCGGCGGCAGUGUACUCCUCUGCGCCGUCGCCGUCGCCGUCGACGGCAUUCCCACCGAUCAAAAUACCUGAAAGCUUAGGCGGCCGUUACUUGUCGUCUCCUCCGCCGGCGCCGGCCAUGGCCGAGUACUAA